GGAUCUCACUUUAAUUGUAAAAUUGUGUCGUGUUUUUUCUUUCGUUUUCUGUCUCUUUUCCAAUCUUUGUGGGUGAUAGAGAAAACGUAGAGAUGCAAAUGCAACCUGAUUGAUCCUCUUUAUACAGUAGCAAUGAUAAACAUCAUCAUCACUCACCUGCUUCUAGUUUAUUUUGUUGAAACCAAUUGCAAGGGCAUAAUAGAGAAUUAAAAAAGUAGCCUAUUUUGUUUUUGAUUUUUGAUGUGAAAAAUUAAGGAAUGGAUACAUUGAACGAGUAUUUAUCAAGCCAAGCGGAAUACAUAGCUUCGUCUCUAUAUAGCUAUGCAUUAAGGGCGAAACGGAAUCGUCGUACAAAUAAUGGAAAUUAUCGUUGUUCUUAUCGUUAUCAUGGUCUUCAAACCCUAGUUCAUUCCGAAGAUGCGAAGCUACCGGAAAGAAUUCUACAUUGUUACAAUUACAACAUGGAUAAAACAAGAAUUGCACUAUCACAAGGUGUUAAGACAUCUUUGUUGUGGGAGAGAUUGUCGAAGUCGUUAUGGUCAUCGUCGCCGGGUUCGCCCAGGUUGCGUUCGACUGUAAUGGGCGAUGUGAUUGGGACGGAGAGUGGAGAUUGUAUGAGCUGUGAUUUACUUGAGCUUCUAGGUCAAGAUCAAAGUCAUAAAAAGGGGUUUGUGUUUAAAGAGAGGGAGAAAGUGAAGAAGGAGUUUCCUCCUGCAAUAACAUUGUUGAGAGAAUCGGGAGGCGUGAUGCCGUGGUGUAUUAGAAAGGAAUGUAAUGAGGAUGGGAGGUUGAUUUUUAAGACGGAGCGAGUUAAGUGCUAUUAUGAAAACAUGGAGGCUCAGAGAGAAAAUGGUAGACUUACGAUGAGGCUCAUCCAUCAUCAGGAUAAUGACGAUGAUGAUGGAUGGCCUAUUGAAGACAAUGAUGAAGAUGAAGAAAAGAAUGGUUAUGAUGAGUUUGAAAAAGAAUUGGCGAAGGAAUUUGAUAGUAGUGAGACGCGGAAGAAUGAGAGCGGGCGAUGUUGGGCCGAUUUUCGGCCGUGUGUUUCUUAUGGUGGUGGAGGGUUUGCUAGGGAUUCAGGAUCCUUCUACUUGGGUCAGACAGGUUCUGCACCCAUUGCUUAUGUUAUGUGAUUUGAUUCUUUGCCAACUUAAUAAAUAAGCUCUUCAACUUUCUGUGUGAUGCACUAAAAAGCACACAGAAAGGAUGGAGCCAUCUAUCUAGCAGGUAGAGUGGCUAGUUGGUGAAAAAUAUGAUAUACUAUUUUCGUUUGUCCUUCAA
Messenger RNA from Lathyrus oleraceus (garden pea), 1281 nucleotides. RefSeq lists its product as uncharacterized. The coding region runs from base 258 to 1133 and encodes 291 amino acids. Lineage: Eukaryota; Viridiplantae; Streptophyta; Magnoliopsida; Fabales; Fabaceae. The transcript has 2 exons. The record is from RefSeq and is a predicted model, not a curated record.